ACAAUAAAUAGAUUCUUUUUUUUAAAAAUCAUGCACUUUCAUCCCAUGUGGCUUAUAUGAAAUACAGUCUGGAUUCUAAAAAAUAAUCAGUUACAAUAAAAAAAAAAUAGAAGGAAAAAAAAAAGUUCUGUAGUCUGUCACCAUGUUAUUCUGUCCUCAUUGUGCCAACUUGUUGCUGAUUGAAAACGAAGGUGGACAGGCAUUUUUCUGUCAGUCCUGUCCCUAUGUUUACAGCAUCCAAAGUCGUCACACAUCUCGUAAAGAAUUAAAGAGAAAGGAAGUGGACGAUGUGUUGGGUGGAGCAGAUGCUUGGAAGAAUGUUGAUUCUACAGAAGUAACUUGCCCCAAGUGUGAACACGAUAGAGCGUACUUCAUGAUGAUUCAAAUUCGUUCAGCUGAUGAACCUUCAUCCAUUUUCUACAAGUGUUGUAAAGACGAUUGUCAACACCAAUGGCGUGAAGGAUAAAUGCAACCCUCCACACAAUCAACCCAACAACAACAACAACUUUGUAAAAUACAACGAGUGAAAAAUCAGCACUUUAGACAAACUGAUCGAAAUUCCAAAAAAGGCAGAAUAAAACUAUUUUCUAGCAAAAAAACAUGCAUAU
Molecule: messenger RNA, 608 nt
Organism: Mucor mucedo
Lineage: Eukaryota; Fungi; Mucoromycota; Mucoromycetes; Mucorales; Mucoraceae
Exons: 3
Coding region: 143-466 (107 amino acids)
Biological process (GO): DNA-templated transcription; termination of RNA polymerase III transcription
Cellular component (GO): RNA polymerase III complex
Molecular function (GO): nucleic acid binding; zinc ion binding; DNA-directed RNA polymerase activity
Source: RefSeq, a predicted model, not a curated record